ACCUAUACUGUUUUCUCAUUUCCUUGAAAUAAGAUCCCGUAUACUUAACUGACGCGAAUAAUCUACAGCGCGAGGGCGACGCGAGAGAGUAACCUGCAGCAAUCAUGUCGCAAGGAACCUACCGCCAUCGCUCCAAGUACCCGUAGAGAGAAAACAGUAGUGCCGCAAAGCAUAUAAGUAGCUGCGAUCUGCAAGCGAGACAGCGAGAAAGCGACAUAGGCCGCGCGAACUGAACUGUGAUAUCUCUCUCGUGUUCAGGGCCCGCUGCUGGCUAGCACGCCAAUAAACAGUGACGAUACUGCAAUUCAGCGAAGACUUGGAGAGUGCGAAAGUCCGCGCGGAGGAGAGAGAAGAAGCUGUUAUAUAGGAUACGUCGCCAGAGAUUCUCUGAGAUACACACAUUCCCGCAAUUGGUGAAGAUAGCUCCAGCUAAGAAGUUGUUGGGCAUCGCACCAGGACCUGCUUCCUAGUGCUGCUGUCAAUGAGCGAACUGUGGAUAAAGCUACUCAUUGCCUAGCGGCAGGAAAAUAGUAUACACCGAGUCAACAGCAAACCGUCAAGAUGAAGAGUGCUUUGCCUAAAAAGGAGAGCAAGAUGCGCAUCAGGGCAUUUCCUACAUCCAUGGAUGAGAGAUACGUAGAAAACAUAUGGGCCCUUUUGAAAAAUGCCAUCCAAGAAAUUCAAAAGAAAAAUAACUCCAGCCUUAGUUUUGAAGAACUCUACCGGAAUGCAUACACAAUGGUUCUCCACAAGUAUGGGGAGAGGCUGUACACAGGAUUGAAGGAAGUCAUUACACAGCAUUUAGUGAUGAAAGUACGCAAUGAUGUCCUUGAGUCUCUCUACAACAAUUUUUUACAAACCUUAAAUCAAGCAUGGAAUGAUCAUCAAACUUCUAUGGUGAUGAUUAGAGAUAUCCUCAUGUACAUGGAUAGAGUUUAUGUUCAGCAAAAUAAUGUGGACAAUGUAUUUGAUUUGGGACUAAUAAUAUUUCGUGAUCAGGUUGUUAGAUAUGGAUGUAUAAGAGAUCAUUUACGUGACACUCUACUAUCAAUGAUAGCUCGCGAAAGAAACGGUGAUAUUGUUGACCGCAUUGCGAUAAAAAAUGCAUGUCAAAUGUUAAUGCUACUAGGUAUAAAAAAUCGACAAGUGUACGAAGAAGACUUCGAACGGCCUUUUUUACAACAAAGCGUAGAGUUUUACAAGAUGGAAUCUCAGAAAUUCUUAGAAGAAAAUAGUGCAUCUGUAUACAUAAAACAAGUUGAAGCCAGAAUCACUGAAGAAUCAGAAAGGGCAAAGCACUAUUUGGAUGAAUCUACAGAACCUCGGAUAGUUGAAGUUGUUGAAGAGGAGUUGAUUAAGAAAAAUAUGAAAACAAUAGUCGAAAUGGAAAACAGUGGAGUUGUGCACAUGCUUCAAAACUUGAAGACUCAGGAUCUUGGGUGCAUGUACAAAUUAUUCUCUCGAGUUUCUGAUGGUCUAGAUACUGUUUGUGGCUGUGUAUCGCAGUAUUUAAGAGAACGAGGACGCGCAUUAGUUCAAGAAGAACAAGAAUCUAGUACUAAUGCAGUUCAAUUUGUGCAAAAUUUGUUGGACUUGAAAGACCGUUUUGAACACUUCCUCCAUAUUUCGUUCAACAAUGACAAACAAUUUAAGCAAAUGAUUGCGUCAGACUUUGAAUACUUUUUGAAUUUAAACACAAAAAGUCCUGAAUACCUUUCUUUGUUCAUUGAUGACAAGUUAAAGAAAGGUCUUAAAGGCAUGACAGAGCAAGAAAUUGAAGGCAUUUUGGACAAAACAAUGGUCUUGUUUAGAUUCCUUCAGGAGAAAGAUGUGUUCGAACGUUAUUAUAAACAACACUUAGCCAAGCGACUUUUGCUGAAUAAAUCUGUGUCUGAUGAUAGUGAGAAGAACAUGAUAUCAAAAUUGAAGACUGAGUGUGGCUGCCAGUUUACAUCGAAAUUAGAAGGCAUGUUCAAAGACAUCACUGUCAGUAAUACGAUAAUGGAAGAGUUUAAGGAACAUACGCUAGCUAAUGGAAUGACGUUGAGUGGUGUGGAUUUGAGUGUACGUGUUUUAACAACUGGGUUUUGGCCCACUCAAGCUGCAACUCCCAAGUGCAGUAUGCCUUCGGCACCUCGUAAUGCCUUUGAUGCCUUUCGUCGUUUUUAUCUGGGUAAACACAGUGGUCGUCAGUUGACAUUACAACCACAAUUAGGUUCGGCUGAUUUGAAUGCCACUUUUUACGGGCCUCGAAGAGAGGAAAAUAUGCCAGAAUGUUCAUCAACUUCUCCAGGGUUCGGAAACAACGGUAACGGUCAGCGCAGCAGUGGAACCAUCACCACCCGAAAACACAUCAUUCAAGUUUCGACGUAUCAGAUGUGUGUUCUUAUGCUCUUCAAUAAUAGGGAAAAAUUAACAUACGAAGAGAUACAGAAUGAAACGGAUAUCCCUGAAAGAGAUUUAAUAAGAGCACUGCAGUCCUUGGCCAUGGGUAAAGCAACACAACGAGUGUUGUUAAAAUACCCCCGAACAAAAGAAAUCGAACCGUCUCAUUCUUUCUGUGUAAAUGAUAAUUUCAGCAGCAAACUCCAUAGAGUAAAAAUUCAGACUGUGGCAGCAAAAGGCGAAUGUGAACCUGAGCGGAAGGAAACCAGAAGCAAAGUUGACGAAGACAGAAAGCAUGAAAUUGAGGCUGCAAUAGUUCGUAUAAUGAAGGCUCGUAAACGAAUGGCACACAACAUACUCGUAACUGAAGUAACAGAUCAGUUAAGAGCGAGAUUUUUACCUUCACCAGUUAUUAUCAAAAAGCGCUUAGAAAAUUUAAUUGAACGAGAAUAUUUAGCCCGUACGCCAGAAGACAGAAAAGUCUAUACGUACGUCGCUUAAUCCCAUUGAAAGGGAUUUGUACAAACAUUGUAUUUUUUUCAGAAACUACCGGGUUUGGAUCUUAGUAACCCAAAUCUUCAUGAAGCGUUAUCAUAAGUUUAAGAAAGAAAAAAAAACACUGUCAGAAAAAUUGAUUAUAAUAAUGAAUUUAAAUUAUUCGAAUCUUGACAAAUGUAUACUUUUGACCAUCCUUGUUCAUUCCUUUUGCUGAUCGCAAUUUAAUUGACUCACAAUAUCGAUGCAUUCAAUAGAAAUAGUGUAGGACCUUGUAAAAUAGUUUUGAUUAAAUUUUUUGUAUAAGAAAAACUUAGGCGAUGAUUUGGUCCAUUCUAUUUGAUUCUCAACACAAAAAGCGUAGCCGUUAUAUUUCUUGAACAAUGCCACAAUUAUUUUUUACUUUUGUAAUAAUUAAAUCAAUUGUAAAAAGUACUUCCUCGAACAAAGAAAGAACACAUGAAAAUAUUGUCUAUUUAAAGUUUAUUCAAAGCCAUUUUCAGUAAUGUAAUGGAUUUUCUAACAUUAACAAAAAAAUACGAAAGAAAUUGUCAGUGAAAGAAAAGAGAAAAGGAUAAAUUUUAUCAAGCGUUAACCCUACAUGCGAAAAUUAAGCGCAGCAGAGUAUUUUAUUUUCAAAAUAUCCGUCUGGUUUUGUUUACUGCAGCUGUCCGAUUGAUGCGAACAUAGAUAGAAACUCUGAUGUAAUUCGUGAGGCUUGCAUUCUGCUAGCUGGAAAAAAGGAAGAGACGAGAGUAGUUCACCGAAUCAAAAACUGUGCGACUUUUAUAAAAACAGAAAAAGAUUAUCUAAGAAAA
Messenger RNA from Nasonia vitripennis (jewel wasp), 3698 nucleotides. It is a transcript of the gene Cul3, whose product is annotated as cullin-3. NCBI's taxonomy places the organism in Eukaryota, Metazoa, Arthropoda, Insecta, Hymenoptera, Pteromalidae. The record is from RefSeq and is a predicted model, not a curated record. Gene Ontology annotation, cellular component: Cul3-RING ubiquitin ligase complex. Bases 562 to 2886 code for a protein of 774 amino acids. Gene Ontology annotation, molecular function: ubiquitin protein ligase binding. Gene Ontology annotation, biological process: protein ubiquitination; ubiquitin-dependent protein catabolic process. The transcript has 14 exons.